CUUCAACGUUGCCCUGGUUCCUGCUUUGGUGAUCGUGUGAUCAGCGUCGCCUGGUUUGCUACAUCCUCAUUCUAGGACGUCUCCCCAGGAAACCCCACGCCUCACCUCGUGUGUGAGCCGAGUCUGGUAGUAUCACAAGAUUGCCGAUCUUGGAUAUCAGCAAUCUGUUGAUUGCUGGUGAUUGCCGGGGUUGUCUAGACGCCCGCGUUGUGAUACUAAGCACUACAUACUUGCCUUCAUCUUCCGCCCACCAAAUAAUAAAUACCUCCUAUGAUGGAUCCCCGCCGGUACCCCUCAGACGCGUUGUCCAAUGGUUCGACGAGAUCAGUUUGGUCCACAACUGAGUCGGAAUCAUUUGUUUAUACAGACGAUCCGGACUGGGCUCCAUGGUGGGGCUACGACGGCGUCCGCGGCGCAGUGACGCGGAAGGACGAUAGGCGGGACGACCGCCGUGUACGUGUUGCCGCACACUUCCUACGAGGCCCAUUCGCGGGAUACAAGUCCAAAAAGCAUAGUAGCCACCGCCAUCAUCAUCAUCGGGAUUCGGACUCACAAUCCAGCUACAGCUCCAGCUCCGGAUCCUCAUCCUCCUCCAGGAGGCAUCGACACUUCUCACCAGGCCCGUCAGCAAUGCCCCCUCCGGCCCAUGCAAACCCAGCAUCUCCUCAUAUGCAUUAUCAAGAACCCCCUCCGCAAUUUGGCCACUUCCCCCAAGCUCCGCCAAUGGGUAUGUAUGGACAUCGUCCUCCUCCACCUCCACCAGCAAUGGCAGGGCCACCGCCACGACCUGGUUUUGAGGCAGGCUUUAUCCAAGUGGGUGGUGGUGGCGGGCCACCACCACAACGUGAUCCUGUGUGGGGUCACGAUGCCCAAUACAACGGAGAGCCAGAAGUGUGGGACUGACGCUUCAUUGGUUUAUGAGACACGAUGAGGAACAUGAUGCACUUUUUAAUGUUAUCUUGCUACAGCGAUAAUUCUUGUUUGCUACUACAGUAACUGGAGUG
Xylaria bambusicola is the source of this 1004-nucleotide messenger RNA. RefSeq lists its product as uncharacterized. Bases 271 to 903 code for a protein of 210 amino acids. The record is from RefSeq and is a predicted model, not a curated record. The transcript has a single exon. Lineage: Eukaryota; Fungi; Ascomycota; Sordariomycetes; Xylariales; Xylariaceae.